Molecule: messenger RNA, 6731 nt
Organism: Oncorhynchus mykiss (rainbow trout)
Lineage: Eukaryota; Metazoa; Chordata; Actinopteri; Salmoniformes; Salmonidae
Product: intersectin-2
Biological process (GO): intracellular signal transduction; positive regulation of Rho protein signal transduction
Molecular function (GO): guanyl-nucleotide exchange factor activity; calcium ion binding; protein binding
Source: RefSeq, a predicted model, not a curated record
UCGCCGUGCCCGCGCACCGGCGACCCGCCUGUCAUCCAUGUUGUCUAUGUGAUCAAGCUGUCAGCUACCUGUCCGGUUUAUUAAACUACACAUUACUCUCGGAAUUACACCAUUCUGCCAUUACGAGAAGGCUGCAUAACGCCAGGGAGACCUUGUCGGGGCUAUUUAGAUUUUUUACUGCGGACAGAAAAUAAGAUAAAGUUGAUGAGAGAGCUGCCAGUCUGCAUUCCUGAGCUGUGACAGGAUGACUCAGGUGUGUGUUGAGUCAGCGCUCAUCGCCCCGAACGGAAUUGCCUCAAUAGAUCAGUGAGAGAUGACUGCGAGCCGGCCGGCUGAGUAGAGGAACGGGAGCCUCCCCCUCUGCCACCUGCAGCCAUGAAUGGUGACCUCAGUGUGUGGGCUAUCUCUCCAGAAGAGAGGAACAAACAUGAUAAACAGUUUGACACCCUCUCUCCCACCAUGGGCUACGUCUCAGGGGAGCGGGCCAGGAAGUUCUUCUUGCAGUCGGGUCUUCCCUCCUCGGUUCUUGCAGAGAUAUGGGCGCUGGCUGACAUGGGUAAGGAUGGGAAGAUGGACAGGUUGGAGUUCUCCAUCUCCAUGAAGCUCAUUAAGCUCAAACUGCAGGGCACGCCCCUUCUCUCAACUUUACCAAUCAUCAUGAAGCAACCGCCAGUGCCCGCCCCUAACCCCUCCUCUACAGACUUCAUGUCCGCCUCGCGCUACGGAGCUGUUGCCGUGCCGAACCUUUCUGUGAUGCCCGGAGGCAUCGCCAUGCUCACCCCUAACCUCUCACCCAUGACACCUAUGAGCGGCCUCACCCCCAUGAUCCCAACAGCUACAGGCAUGGCCCCCCUGGUUUCCACGUCAACGAUGCCCAUUCCCUUGCUGCCGUCCAUUGGCAGCCCCGCUUUGCCCAACGGCACUAUGGGUAUUCUACAGCAAUUCCCACCAGGGUACAUGGGGACAGGCAUGGCUCUCUCUGCACCGUACGCAUCCUCUCCUCUGGGUCUCUCUCCUGGGAUCAACAAAGCUUCAUCACUGUUGGACUCAAGCAGCUCCAAUUUGUCCUCCACCACCUCCCUGGCAGGUAGUUCUCCGAAGACCGCUCCCUCUGACUGGGCCGUGCCUCACGCCUCGCGUCUCAAAUACAGACAGCAGUUUAACAGCCUGGACAAGCACAUGACGGGAUACCUCACAGGUCCGCAAGUGAGGAAUGCCAUGGCAACCACUCUGCUCACUCAUACACAGCUGGCCACCAUCUGGUCCCUGGCUGAUGUAGAUAAGGAUGGGACGCUAAGAGGAGAAGAGUUUAUUCUGGCCAUGCAUCUAGUGGACGUGGCCAAGACCGGACGACCCUUACCACACACACUACCGACAGAUCUAAUUCCACCAUCAGAGAGGGGUUCUGUGAAUGGAACCAGUUUUUCUCUCUAUGCUGGCAUCACAGAAGAACUGGAGGCUGAGCCACCACAGAAAACCAAAAACAACCUGUCGUUUGAGGAUAAGUUCAAGGCCAACCUGGAGCGAGGGAACGCAGAGCUGGAGAAAAGAAGACAGGCUCUGCAGGAUGCACAGAGGAGAGAGGAUGAGAAACGCCAGCAGAAGGAGACGGAGGAACGAGAGAGGAGAGAGAGAGAGGUCAGGGAGCAAGAGGAGAGGAGGAGGAAGGAGGAAGAGAGGAGGAUGGAGCGGCAGAGGGAGCUGGAGAGACAGAAAGAGGAGGAGAGGCUGAAGGAGAUGGAGAGAAAAGAGGCGGCGCAGCGUGAGCUGGAGCUCCAGAGGAAGGAGGAGCUGGAGAGGAGGAGGAGAGGAGAGCUGCAGCGCCAGAAGAGUCAGGAACAGGAAGAGGUCAGCCAACUAAAGGCCAGGAAGAGGAGUCUGGAGAUGGAGUUGGAGGCUGUGGGUAACAAACACAGACAGAUCUCUGAGCGGCUGCAGGAUGCUCAGAGUAGAAGGAAGGUGCAACGCUGUGAGCUGGAGCUGGCCAACCAGAGACGAGACACAGCCAGACAGGACAUCAACUCCCUGCAGAGACAACUAGAGGAGAAUCAGAGGAAGCUGUCCCAGCUGACUCCAGAACAGCAGAGACUCAGUGACAAACUGAAGGACAUGGCCCUCAACAACCUGCCAGUCUCCACCAUAUCCUCUCUCAAGAGCAGCACCAGCCAGAAGGACGGAGCCUGUCGUGACCUGAAGCAACAGCUGGAUGCUCUGGAGAAAGAGACGGCUGCUAAACUGGCUGACAUGGAUCAUUACCAGAAGGACAUACAGGAACUGAGAGAAAACCAGCGGAAGCAGCAGUCGGCUCUGGAUAAACUACGGAGCAUCAAAGAGGACAAAGGGAGAGAACUGGAGAGACAGAGAGAGCAGGAGGAGAGGAAGAGGAGGGAGGUUGAGGAGGAGAGGAAAAGGAGGGAGGAGGAGGAGAGGAGAGAGGAGGAGGAGGCCAAAAGGCGUAUUAAGCUGCAGAAGGAGCGUCGGUGGCAGGAGAAGCUGAAGAGAGAGGAGGAGGAGAGACAGAGGAGGCUGCAGGAAGAGAGAGAGGCCAAACUGAGAGAGGAGGAGGAGAAGGAGACACAAGCCCGCCUCUUAGCUGCUAAAGAAAAGGUAGAACGAGAAAGCAGAGAGGAGGAGGAGAGGAGGAGACAGGAGGAAGAGGAGAGGAAGAGGAGAGAGGAGGAGAGAAGACAGGAGGAAGAGGAGAGGAAGAGGAGGGAGGAAGGGGAGAGAAAGAGGAGGGAGGAGAAGGAGGAAGAGGAGAGGAAGAGGAGGGAGGAGGAGAAGAAAAGGCAGGAAGAGGUGGAGAGCAAGAGGUGUGAGGAGGACAAGAAGAGAUUGAAGAGGAAGGAUGAGGAGAGGAGGAGGCAGCAGGAGGAAGAAGCGAGGAAGCUGAAGGAAGAAGCGAAGAGGAAGCUGGAGGAGGAGAGGAGGAGCAGAGAGGAGGAGGUGGCGGCGUUGCGGCAGCAGGGGCGUGCAGGGAAGACAGACAUCCACAACAAACUGUCAGCCCUUCUUGGAGGUCUAGAGGAGAGGAAAGGCGGUCUGAAACCCCAGGCCACAGAGCACAGGAAGUCUGCGAUGCUCACUUCCUUCCGGGCGCUCUACCCUUUCACCGCUCGCAACCUGGAAGAACUCAGCUUUGAAGCCGAUGAGGUCGUCGAGGUGGAUGAGAGUACGGAGCGAGAGCAGGGUUGGCUGUAUGGGAGUCGUCAGGGGAAGAUGGGCUGGUUCCCAGAGAGCUAUGUAGAGAGACCUGCUACUGUUACUACAACUACCACUGCUGGUGCUACUACUGCUGUUUAUGCUGCUAAACAGGCCCUCAGACCACAGCUCUCCACCCCCAUCAACACAGGGAAACCCGGGGGAGAUGCUUCUAUGUCAACAGGACAGAACUCCGCCUUCACGCCUACACACGCCCCUCACCCCACCCCCUCGGAGCAGGUACAGGUGGUGGGUAACCUGCAGGCUCAGGCUCUGUGUUCCUGGACAGCUAAGACAGAGAGCCAUCUGAACUUCAGUAAGGAUGAUGUGAUCCGGGUGCUGGAGCAGCAGGACAGCUGGUGGCUGGGGGAGCUCAACGGGGUUCAGGGCUGGUUCCCCAAAACAUACGUCACACUCCUGGAAGACAAUGACAACACCACUGCCCUGACGUAUUCUCCCCCAGAUGAAGUGGAGGCCUCAGAUGGUGCUCAACUGGAAGAGUACAUGGCGCUGUACACCUAUGAGAGCCCAGAGCAUGGCCACCUGAUGUUUCGAGAAGGUGAUGUGAUCCUGGUGACCCAGAGAGAGGGAGAGUGGUGGAGCGGAGGCAUCGGAGACCGCACUGGAGUGUUCCCUUCCAACUACGUCAAACCCAAAGAGACCGAUACAUCCAGCAGCCUAGGGAAGCCAGGACAGCCUGGGAAGAAGCCAGAGAUAGCCCAGGUGAGCACUGCCUACACGGCCACAGGAACAGAGCAACUCAGCCUUGCACCAGGACAGCUCAUCCUCAUCCUCAGCAAGGAUUCCUCCGGCUGGUUGCUCGGAGAACUGCAGGCGCGAGGAAAGAAGCGUCAGAAGGGUUGGUUUCCUGCCUCACAUGUCAAAAUGCUGGGAUCUAACAGCGGCAAGUCCACUCCAGCACCUCUACCAGUGUGUCAGGUCAUUGCCAUGUACGACUACAAAGCAGCCAACGAGGAUGAGAUGAGCUUCUCCAAAGGUCAGAUGAUCAGUGUGUUCGACAAGACCAACCCCGAUUGGUGGAAAGGAGAGGUCAAUGGGAUCACCGGUCUGUUCCCAACCAAUUACGUCAAGAUGACCACCGUUGACUCCGAUCCCAGCCAGCAAUGGUGUGCUGACCUAAACAGUCUGGAGUCUAUGAGUCCCCAGGAGAGGAAGAGACAGGGUUACAUCCACGAGCUCCUCCAGACAGAGGAGAGAUAUGUAGAGGACUUACAGAUAGUCCUGGAGGUGUUCCAUAAGCCCAUGUCUGAGUCUGGCCGUCUGACGGAAGCAGAGAUGGUCAUGAUCUUUGUCAACUGGAAGGAGCUCAUCGCCUGCAACACCACACUGCUGAAGGCCCUGCAGGUACGUAAGAAGAUGGGGGGCGUCAACAUGCCUGUCCAGGUUAUAGGGGACAUCUUGGCGUCAGAGCUGCCUCACCUCCAGCCUUACAUCCAGUUCUGCUCCUGUCAACUCAACGGAGCGACCCUGCUACAGAGUAGGACUGACAACCAACAGGACUUUAAAGACUUCCUCAAGAAAAUCGCCACAGACUACCGCUGUAAAGGCAUGCCCUUAUCCAGCUUCCUGCUGAAGCCCAUGCAGAGGAUCACACGCUACCCUCUACACAUCAAGAACAUCCUGGAGAGUACCCAGGAGGAGCAUGCAGACUGCGGGCCCCUGAGAGAGGCUCUGGAGCGGGCUGAGGAGCUGUGUACUCAGGUCAACGAGGGGGUCAGGGAGAAGGAGAACUGUGACAGGCUGGAGUGGAUACAGUCACACGUACAGUGUGAGGGAGUCACGGAGAACCUGGUGUUUAACUCUCUGACUAACUGCCUGGGGCCUCGUCAGCUGCUCCACAGUGGGAAGGUGUAUAAGAUGAAGGGCAAUAAGGAGCUGUGGGCUUUCCUUUUUAACGACUUCCUGUUGCUCACCCACGCCGCCAGACAGUUCAGCUCCUUGGGACCGGACAGACUGUUCACCAGCAAGAACAGCACACAGCUUAAGAUGUACAAGCCGCCGGUGUUCCUCAACGAGAUUCUAGUGAAGCUGCCUGACUCCUCCAGUGAAGAGCCCUUCUUCCACAUCUCCAACAUAGACAGAGUCUACAGCCUCAAAACAGAGAACAUCAACGAGAGGACGGCCUGGGUCCAGAAGAUCAAGGCUGCGUGUGAGGACUUCUUCCAGAUGGACAAGAAGAAGAGAGCAAAGGCCUACCAAGCUCGUUCUCUGAAGGCCAGUGGAAUCGGCCGUCUGUUAGUCACCGUCCUGGGGGCCACUGAACUGAAGUCCAGCAAACCCAACGGUAAGAGUAACCCUUACUGUGAGGUGACCAUGGGAGCUCAGAACUACACCUCCAAGACUCUGAGUGACACAGUCAACCCCAAGUGGAACUUUAACUGUCAGUUCAACAUCAGAGACCUGUACCAGGAAGUGCUCUGUAUCACCAUCUUCCAGAGGGAGCAGUUCUCCCCUGACGACUUCCUGGGUCGUACGGAGGUUCCCGUGGCAACCAUAAAGGAGGAGUUGGAGAACAAGGGGCUAGUGACACGCCGCUUGCCGCUCCACGAGGUCCCCACUGGAGAGGUGUGGGUCUGCCUCGACCUGCAGCUCUUCCAAAACAGUGCAUCUAAAUAAGGACAUCCUGGCCAACACUGGACGCCCAAAUAAGGACAUUUGGCCAACGCUGGACGCCCAAAUAAGGCCUUCUUGACCUGCAGCCACAUGGGGAGGGACUUGUUAUAUAUUGUAUCUAACUGCUGGUCUCGGGUCAGAUACUUAUUAAUCCUGCUAAUGGUUAAGGUUGGGAUCUGGUGUUGGGCUGGGGCUAACUUUUACCUGGAGCUGCAAUGGUGAUGGGGAACCCUCCCUCCUCGUCUGAGGUCAGACCAUUCUUAGCAAUGAUCUGAGGACAGUUUAGUCUUUUAGGACAGUUUACUGGUGGUGAGCAAGGUUGGGUUAGUGUAAAGCUGAUCCUAGAUCUGUAGUGGUUCUAUUUGUAUCAGCACUAACGCCUGUGCUCUCCUCUGCUACGGACUGGCUCAUCAUUCUGCCAAGUUUUUAUUUUGUGAACUCAACCCAGGCCAAUGUUGGACGAAACUAUUUAUUUCGUCUUAACUCUAUAUUUGUUCCAGCUAAGAUGUUGUUUGGGAAGGUAAAUACCAGGUCCAAUGGGGAGGGAGGUUAGGAAAGUGUUUCCUGCCAUGAAGGGUCUCACGUCCAGCGAUAAACUAUCUCAGGACUUGUUUUCUCCGCUGGGCGUUUUAUAUUACUGCAUCAUAACCGGCUGCUUUUCUGUUAUCUCAGUCUGGUUAACGUCUAAUUAACGGUCGUUUUAAAACCAACUCUCUUUCUUUGCAGUAUAAAUGUUCUGUCGACCUUAAGGAGAUCUUGUUCUUUAGUUGUGGUGUAGUUGCCUCAGAAACACUCUAAAAGGAAAACGGGUCUUUAGUUGUGGUGUAGUCCCCCUCAGAAACACUCUAAAAGGAAAACGGGUCUUUAGUUGUGGUGUAGUCCCCCUCAGAAACACU